AUAAUUUUUUUAAUGGGCAGAAAAAAUAAAUACUAUGGAAAAUUUCCGUAAUUAAUAAAAUAAAAUAAAAAGGCAAAAUAAAAAGGAAAAACAUUCAGCUUCUACUGCUUUUCAAUUUUUCAACUCCGACGACGACCACGGAAGGUCGCAAAAUUUUCAACUCUCUCGUCUUCCCUUCCGGACCAAAAAAUAUUGCCGGCACCACAUCCGUUGACGCCGGGGAAGGGGAAGACCUUCAAAACCCCUUAAUUCGACCUUAUUUCAUUCGGUUCCCCAUUGGUCCGACAAAUGAGCAGUCAGGCCAUCCCUCCGCCUCCACGGCGGAACAGCUUGGGCCAGAAACGAGGUCCGUCGGCCCCCUCCAGGAAAUCCUCCGUCGCCGUCUCCGAAAACGGCAGCGCAAAUGGAACCUCCUCCAAGCCCAACUCUCCUUCGUCUGCUGGCGGGGAGAGGACUGUGAAGAAAUUGAGGCUCUCAAAAGCUCUUACCAUACCGGAAGGCACCACCGUCUCCGAUGCCUGUCGAAGGAUGGCGUCCCGCCGCGUCACCGCCGUUUUGUUAACAGAUGCGAAUGCUUUGCUUUCAGGAAUCGUCACUGACAAGGAUAUCGCUGCUAGAGUAAUAGCUGAGGGAUUGAGACCUGACCAGACGAUUGUGUCCAAGAUUAUGACCAGGAACCCGAUUUUCGUUGCAUCCGAUGCAUUAGCCAUUGAAGCACUUCAGAAGAUGGUUCAGGGCAAGUUCAGGCACCUUCCUGUUGUCGAGAAUGGUGAAGUUAUUGCUUUACUAGAUAUUACAAGAUGUCUGUAUGAUGCUAUAUCUAGAAUGGAAAAAGCAGCUGAGCAGCGAACUGCAAUUGCUGCUGCUGUUGAAGGGGUGGAACGUCAGUGGGGAAACAAUGCUCCUGCUCCAACAUUCAUAGAGACUCUGAAGGAAAAGAUGUUCAAGCCUUCCUUAUCAACAAUUAUUGGUGACCAGAACAGGGUUGCAAUUGCAGCACCAUCAGAUCCUGUCUAUGUUGCUGCUAAAAAGAUGAGAGAUUUAAAGGUCAAUUCGGCUAUUGUUUCGACUGGGAAUAAAAUUCUUGGGAUACUAACCUCAAAGGAUAUUCUCAUGCGGGUAGUUGCACAGAAUCUUUCCCCUGAGCUAACUUUGGCUGAAAAGGUUAUGACCCCAAAUCCUGAAUGUGCUACAUUGGAGACUACAAUCCUUGAUGCAUUGCAUAUCAUGCACGAUGGGAAAUUCUUACAUCUUCCGGUUGUGGAUAAGGAUGGAGUGGUUGCUGCAUGCUUGGAUGUUCUGCAGAUAACUCAUGCUGCAAUUUCUAUGGUUGAAAGCAGCUCUGGAGCUGUAAACGACAUGGCAAGUUCGAUGAUGCAAAAGUUUUGGGAUUCCGCUCUCGCUUUAGAUCCCCCUGAUGACUAUGACACACAUAGUGAAAUGUCUGCUAUGCUGACAUCUGAUGCGACUGAACUUGCAAAGUCCUACACGAACCUCGGUCUUGAGAAUUCCUUUGCCUUCAAAUUUUUAGACCUUAAGGGUCGAGUCCAUCGAGUUAAUUAUAGCACUGAAAACUUGGAAGAACUUGCAUCUGCUGUCUUGCAAAGAAUCGGUGCAUCUGAAGAACAAGAUCGUCCUCAUCUUUUGUAUGAAGAUGAUGAAGGUGAUAAGGUUUUGCUUGCUACGGAUUCAGAUCUAAUAAGUGCUGUUGGGCAUGCUAGGUCUGCAGGUUUGAAGGUCUUGAGACUGCAUCUGGACUUUGCUGAUUCGAGCCAGAACACUGAACCAGAGUCCGUUACAACGACAAUGGAGACAAGAAGUCAACGGAGGUCGUACCAAUUCAGCCUCUUAGCUGGGGCAGUUGCCUUGACAGGGAUCGGUGUGGUGGUUUACCUCAAACGAUCUCAGUUGUGAGAGACCAGUUCCAGACUUUCGAAGAAAUGGGAAAUUGUUAGGGAGAGAAGUGGAUGGUGAGAGCCUCAGGACAACCUGCUGAGUGCUGAGAGGUUCGAUUAUAUUUGUAUGAUUGUAUAUCCCAUAUAUGAUCGAUGACUGAGGGACGAGGACCUCCGUUUUGGCCGACGGGUUGUCAUAUUACUGAUGGUUCAUCUCCCAGUUUCGUGGCGGUGAAAAUACUGAAGAUUAACGUUAUAGGUUAGAGAAGGUGUUCUUAUGGCUGCCAUUAUCCUCUCUUGUGGACUUUGGUCCCAGUUUUGCCGUUGUUUUUUGUUGCACUUGUAUACUUUGUUUCUUUUUCCUUCCUCACAUCUUAUCUCAUGAAGUAUGUUUGAAGGGUUAUAUAAUGUAACGUUUAUUUACUGCAGCAGUUUAAUACUUUUGGAUUCACC
Linum tenue is the source of this 2348-nucleotide messenger RNA. The record is from the annotation of a GenBank genome assembly. Lineage: Eukaryota; Viridiplantae; Streptophyta; Magnoliopsida; Malpighiales; Linaceae.